Messenger RNA from Dalotia coriaria, 3950 nucleotides. RefSeq lists its product as uncharacterized. The record is from RefSeq and is a predicted model, not a curated record. Gene Ontology annotation, molecular function: protein binding. NCBI's taxonomy places the organism in Eukaryota, Metazoa, Arthropoda, Insecta, Coleoptera, Staphylinidae.
AACCGUCGACAGACACAGCGUGCGUGCGUUCAAAAAACGCUGCAUGCCGAUUGCCGUAACGAAGUGGUGUGAUCGGCGCGCCCGAUUCUUCAGCCAAUCAGCGAAGAGCAUUUGGUGUGCAAUGCGUGAAAUGCAAGAACCUUGCACGUUUCAGCUAACGGUCACAAGUGUUUGAACACGAAACGAACGCAAAAGUUAGAAUUGUAAUUCUUUCACUGUGUUUAAUUCUAUCUUAAUACUGGGCUGUGAAUCACGAAGAUGAAGAAUGGUUGUGAGUCAUUCGAGUCAAUGCAGUUACUUGUUUCCCAUGUUCUGUGUGGGCUGAAUGCGCCUACACGUGACCACAACCCUCGCUACCGCAAGUACACAUGUGCACACAGGCACACGUGAUCGUCAAACAUGUCCGAUGUCGUCGUCGUCGCCGUCGUUGUUGUCGUCGCUCUAAAUGGAGGAUGACCUUUCCGGAUAAUCGAUAUAUUUUCUAGGCGAUGCAUCUGCGAGCGGCGUCGACAGUGUCGGCGUCGUCGUGUGCCCUCACGGCGGGCGUCGUCGCGCCGCCCCCGCUCGCGUCGUGAUCCCAUCCCCGGGCAGCGCCAUGCUAGCGCCGACUGGGGACUCAGCGUGCAGCUAAUAUGAUCUUGGUGGCCACAGUCAUUCUGCUACACAGUGCCGGAUUAGCAGGUUCAAUGCCACCGAUGCCCGGCAUGCCGGGCAUUCCAGAGAACAUCACGGUGACGUUCAUCAGCCCGACGUCGGUACGCGUCUCGUGGGACACGUCCAUCGAACACAUCGAGAAGUACGACGUCACUUACAAGCCGACGGAUGCCAGUUUCAGAGUGGUGGCGAUCGUCGCCGGCAACUCGGACGCGGUGACGCUGCAACAUCUCAAGCCGGACACGCAGUACCAGCUGACCGUCGCCGCCGUCUACGGCGAAAAGUAUAAGAGCCGGCCGAUUGUCUUCCGCACACUGGUUGUUAAGAUGUCAUUAAAACAUGCAAAACGUCUCAACGACGCAUCGCCAUGUCAGCCUCCAAAGACGACCACGCAGCAGGAUGUCACGUCGGAAUCACCCGCGUCGGACGCGCCGGACGUCGAGUAUCCCACGAGUAGUUCCACGGUACGUGGAGUAGAAAUAGGCAUAGUGCUCAUCGUCCUGCUGGUGUGGGUCGCCGCCAUCGCGCUCUUCUUCAAUCGCUGGGGCAAAAUCAGAAUGUUAUUGCCUUAUCAGCCGGACUACAAACAGGAUCAACUGAAGGUACCCGGAACUGCGGCGUGUGCUGCUGCAGUCGCUGCUGGCAACACCUGCAAUCAUCACUCCGGCGAGAUAUGCACGCAGAUGACUGACAGCGUCGAGUCGAAAAACCCUCCUGGUUACGAGAUUCUUACGCCAUCGACGACCCGUAGAUCCCGCCCCCGACUCAAUUCGGCCAUCUUCACGUCGUACAGCGGGCCCGGCUUCGACUCCAAGGAGUUCCUGCGACGGCACGGUUCGCAAUCACAACUAUGUCGAAAAGCGCGCAGCGUCGACAACAUAUCGCUCGAUGAGCAACAAAAACACUUUGGUUUACCAACGCUCUCAAUCUCCGGGCCCAGCCCGCCCGAGGACGAAGAGGACAUUGCCAUCGCCGACGAAACGGACCGCUUCAUCAAGAGUGACGCGUAAAAGUACACAAGCAUCUCUGUGUGUACACUCGUCGAACACUCGAACAAUUAUUUGCCAUUCAUUAAGAGUUAAAUUAAGAGUCAAUUCAACUGUAUCACGACCAUACGCGAACAUUCAUGAAGUCUUGAGACGGAGAUAUUGGUGUCACAGAGGUUGUCAAGGAUAUCGGACUAAAUUUAUCAAAAUUUCGGGGAAAAUCGGGGACGAAAUCAGCUCACGUAAAAAAUGAGAAAACGAGUAGUUUAUAUUAUAAACAAACAUGGACUUUAUAUCGAUAGAAAUUGAUACAUAUUAAAAAUUGAUAAGAUAUUGACAUAUUAGAAUUGAUAAACGAACAUUCGGGGCCACAACUUAUCACGCAAAUAAUCGUAGAUUAGUUUUAAAACGUGUAAUCUCUACUGGAGUAGGAUUAAAGUUAAAAUUUGAAAAAUUCUUCGCAACUUCAUUGAAAUCAUUUUGAGUUCUAAUGUUAUUGUGAAACAAGAUUUAGUCUGAAGGCAUAGAAAUAGUUUUACAUUAAUUGUAACAAGAUAUAUAAUCUGUUUAUGAAUAUUGAGUCAACAAUAACGAACAUAUUCUAAUUGUUUAACGACUUUUUAACUUAAGAUUAUUAUUGUAAUGAUUGUCAUUCUGGUAGUGAUUAGCAAUGACUUGCCGCGUUAUCAUAUCUACUAAAUGAUAAGAUAGUAACUGAUUAGCUCUUGUUUAUAACUAUUAACUGAUAAGCUAUAAAUAACAUGAAUUCACUUGGAAUCUAAAUCUAAAAUAGCUGAAAUAGUGUUCGUAUUUAAUCAUUGUAUUGAUUGAUAUUGAUUAUAAGAUUUGAAUGAUUGUGGCAUAGCUCUCAAUUCUAUUUAUCUAAUAAUAUCACGUAAAAAUAUGUUGAAAACGAAUUUUAAGUAUGAAUAACAAUCUAAACGACACAAAACAUAUUAAAAUUAAUGUAUUGUAACAUAUUGAUAUCUAUGUUUGGUUAUGUUAUGUUUUUGGUUAUGUUACACUGUCACACGAGAACACGAAUUGUAAAUGUUGACCACUGAUCACUUUUUGCUCAAUCGCUGAACUAAAAAUGUAUCUUAAAACUUAAAACUUAAAAUUUACCAUGAAAAUAAAAACGAAACAAGAUUGGUUGUCAAUUUACAAACGCUUUUGAGAUGGCGUCACAUAAAAUGGUUGUGUUUACAAACACACAAUAUUAAAAAUUAAAUAAUACACGGGCUAGAUGACCGUAAGUCUGUAUUCAUAAUCAAAAGAAUUAAAACAUAUUCUUAGAUGGAAUGAUUAAACUAGACUCUAGAACCAAUUUUACACGAAUACUUGAACCAAAUGUUUUGAAAAAACCAAAAACAUAGAAUACUUGUGAAAGGAUUUUGAAUGUUAAGAAUUAAAAUUACAUGUGAACUUUCGUACCAUCUAUAAAUGAUAAAACAAAUAACUAUGACCAAACAAAUUGAAGGGAAGAAUGUGUUACAUGAUGUUUAUAGCAUCAAAUGAAUACAUAUGAAUUGGGUCCAAUAUGUAAACGUAAAGAAACAAAACAAAAAAUAUAUAACUGGAACAAAAUUGAGGUGUCUGAUAUCAAUGUAUGCAACCAAAUUAACUUCUGAUCGAAAUUCUCGAACGAAGGUAAACUUAAAAUGCGACAAUAAAACCGUCACAAGCGUUUUAUUGCUCACACACCCUCCGAUUUGGCUUUAAUAACUUUAAUAUAUGAACUAAACAUAAACGAAUAGUACUACAUACAUACUUAUAUUACAUACUUGUUAUAAUACUGUAUGUACUAAAAACAUUGAACAAUUAGUAUAACACACACCAUAAAAUGACUUUAUGACCUUUUAGCCGUACUAGUAGAUAUCUCUGAUAGUGAAAUAAAACUUAUAACCGACAUAUCGUAUAAAUGUACUUAUGUACUUACUUACAUGUAGAGUAAAACAUACAAUUGAAUAACGAAACAAACGAUUGCGAUUAGUUGUAACACCUAAACAAUUACAUAACGAGAGCUUGGUUUUAAUAUUACUGUGAUUCUAAUAAUGCCUUCUAAUACUCAUACAUGAAUAAACGAUUUCAUUUUUCUAGUCAUAUCCUAAAUACUAUAUAUUAUAAAAAAAUAUUUAAUGAAUGAAUAUAUACAUAUUAUAUGAUGGACGAUGGGGAGAUUAAAUUGUAAUAUUGUAACAAUUACAUGAUUACUGUAAAUUUGCUGUAUAUAUACAAGAGGAAAACUACCAAAUGUCACGUAUUUCUUUGUGUAAUGCAAUAAAGUAAAACAUUAUAAUGUAUACGUUA